AUGGCUGACCACGAUACCCCAAGCUGCCCAUUCUGCCCGUUCUCUGAUUCGGAUGCUACCUUUGUCUCAGCACACAUCGAGUACUGUCAUCCCGAGGCUGGUGCCGAGUCAGCCAUCCAGCAUUUAGACGCCCUCGACGCCCACAGUCCAUCGCCCUUAUCACCACCUGUCGAGGAUGCCACAGACAAGUAUGUAGACUGUCCACAAGGCUGUGGAGAGAUCGUCACGGCGGCUGAACUAUCUAAUCAUCGGGACUUGCAUAUCGCAGAAGGAAUUGCGCUGGAUGACGACAGCGUCGGUGAGGUUCCCUUCUCAGAAGACCUAGUCUCCAGCGAUCACGACCUCUCAGACAAGGACGAAUCAUUAGACCUCACCGGGACACGAAAGAGCGGCAAGCGAGGCAGCGAUCGAGUGGUUGCCAAAGCGAGAACCUCAAAAUCAGGCCGCGCGAAAAGUCCCUCGAGUAUAUUGGGCCCAGAUGGCGCGAAGAGGCUUGGGCGCUCGGAACUGGGCCCCCAUGCACAUGAGAAGAAAAUGCCCUCGUGGCUGAAAAAAAUGCUGGACAAAGGUGGCCGAACCACAAAACAAACCCAGAUCACACCGGAUGGGAAACUCGCAAGACACACGCGUGUGGAGAAUGAAACGGAGCAUAUCAUCCCCGUCAUUGCAAAACUCUGCGAGCAGGACAAAUCUGUUCAGCGCGCUUUUCUUUGUAGCCCCAAGGUCCGCCAUGUCUGCAAAAUGCCUCGCGAGGGAGGGUUCUGUGGCUAUCGCAAUAUUCAAAUGCUAGUUUCUUACAUUACGAAAGCUCAAGCUCCGGGCCAUGAGAAAUUUCCAAGGGGAGUACCCACUAUCCUCGAGAUACAGGAUUUGAUCGAACAAGCCUGGGAUAUGGGAUUCAACAGCACUGGAAGAACCGAAACUGGAGGAAUCAAAGGCACUCGAAAGUUUAUCGGAACACCCGAGGCUCAAGCUCUCUUCAUGAGUCUUGGAAUCCAAUGUGAUGCGAGUAGUCUGGCGGAGUCAAAAGAUAUGCGAGCAUGCGACUCUCUCUACAUGGGUGUAGCUGCCUAUUUUCGAUCAGUAUGUUCGGUCGAUGACACCGAGAAGGUCUUCAAGACCGAUCUGCCGCCAAUAUACUUCCAACACCAGGGACAUUCAAUGACCAUAGUGGGAUUUGAGAUCCGCGACAACGGCCACGCCAAUCUGCUGGUGCUUGAUCCGAUGUUCAAGACUUCUCCUGGGAUCCAGCGUCUUAUCGGGUCGUCAGCCAGGUCUGACAACCCGGCUCGUCUACUCAAAGCUUACCGGCGAGGAUCUUCGUAUCUACAAAAAUACAAGAUUUUCGAGCUUCUCAAGUAA
Messenger RNA from Penicillium atrosanguineum, 1362 nucleotides. Its product is annotated as C78 family peptidase. The record is from RefSeq and is a predicted model, not a curated record. The transcript is spliced from 5 exons. The coding region runs from base 1 to 1362 and encodes 453 amino acids. NCBI's taxonomy places the organism in Eukaryota, Fungi, Ascomycota, Eurotiomycetes, Eurotiales, Aspergillaceae.